This is a messenger RNA of Penicillium verhagenii, 3843 nucleotides long. RefSeq names its product U6 snRNP complex subunit PRP24. The record is from RefSeq and is a predicted model, not a curated record. Gene Ontology annotation, biological process: RNA processing. Lineage: Eukaryota; Fungi; Ascomycota; Eurotiomycetes; Eurotiales; Aspergillaceae. Gene Ontology annotation, cellular component: nucleus; cytoplasm. The transcript has 4 exons. Bases 1 to 3843 code for a protein of 1280 amino acids. Gene Ontology annotation, molecular function: mRNA binding; protein binding.
AUGGACAUCAAUUCAUUGCUGUCCCCGGACUCGAAUCCUCAAUCUGGAAGUUCGACGCCUGUGCCCGGUGUCACGUCAAAUAACGCACCGGCCCCGAUUCCAGGGCCAAGCCCCCACAAAGCACUUCAGCGGACGCGCUCAGGGUCUACUCGCAAAAGCAAGACCUCUUCACCUUUGGCCCAGCAGAUCUACGCUCCCACUGGGCCCACAAUCUCGGAAACCUCACCGACGAGAGCCAGCCCUCCCGUUGGCCCGAUCCUAAAUGCGGGCAAUGACUCGCUUGCGACCGACCGACCGUCAUCGACCAAACCCUCAACCCCCGGUAUGGACACCUUGGCCGACCUAGCUGCGAUGCAACACCACCAGCCACAGCGCCAGAACGCCCAAAGCAUGCUGCGUGGUACCGAGUCAUACGAGCACCAGUUAUCUCCUUCUACCAUCCACCCUCACGUGAAUACCAUCAACCACAACACCCCCAUCCCUCGCACAUCCUUCGAUAUUGCCAUGUCUGAAGGACCACGCGAAAGUGCACGGAGGAACUAUGCAGACACAUCGCUGGACCCGGACGCACAGCGAUCGGCGACUGAUCUAUUUAAUCAAAUUCAAGAGAACCCCCACACCUACGACGCGCAUGUCAAAUUCAUUGGUAUCUUGCACGGCGGCUUCGUCAACCAUGUCUACCCGCCCAAUAACCCGGAACUCCACGGAGACCCUCGGCGAUACGAUCUCCUCAAGGAUAUGCGGAUAGCCCGAGAGGAAAUGGACAAGCUCUUCGCCAUGGGGGAGAAUCUUUGGGCAGAGUGGAUUCAGGAUGAGAGUAUGCUGACCAACUCGGCGGCAGAUCGCGAUGCGGUUGUUAGCUUGUGCAGGCGAUCAGUCAUCGAAGAAUUUGGCAGCACCAAUCUCUGGCAUAUUUAUGGCGAAUGGGUCUUGUACCUAUACAAAUCUGCUGUCGGAGAAACCGGCGGAGCUGGCCAGUGGACCGAGGAAGACCGUCGGAGAUUUACAUGGCAGUCAGUUUUGGAUGUGUGGAAGGACGCAGCCGAAUCGACUAGAUGGAGAAUCAACAACAGCCAUAUGGUAUGGGACCGGUACCUUGAACUUUUGACCCAGGAUAUUUCCCGGUCGCCUUCGCAGGAUAAAAUCAACCAUCUUCGUGGAUUAUACGAUUCUCGCUUGCAGACGCCUCAUGCAAACUGGGAUCAGACCUUCCAGAACUUCUCGGGAUUCGUCUCCACCUACUAUGAAUCCAACUAUGAGAACGUUAUGUCGGAAACUGUUGCUCAAGGCUCGAAUAUCAAGGCGAUGUACUCUGCGCGAGAAGAAUUUGAGCAUCGGCUGAGCAAGGCCGAAGAGUCCGGUGAUAAGGCUUUGGAAUACGCUGUGUACAUAGAGUAUAUUGAAUGGGAGUCAACCCGGAACCGCCGCCAGCGGGAAUUCCACUUCGACCUCGCCAAUGCAAUCUACCAGCGCGCCGUUCUUCGUUUCCCGACCGAUGUCGCUUUAUGGGAGGGCCACGUCAUGUUCCUUCUUGAGGAAUCGAUGCACAACCAUGCAUCCACCACGACAAUCUCAACCCUCGACCGUGGGACACGUCACUGCCCAUGGUCUGGUAACCUAUGGUCACAAUACCUCCUGAGCUCGGAACGAGAGGGCCUUUCAUUUGCCAUAAUCUCUGAUAUCAAGCACAGGGCUACCGCAACAGGGUUGCUCGAUGCCGGUGGACUGGAAGAAGUGCUCAAAGUCCAUACCACAUGGUGUGCUUACCUCCGCCGACGCGCCUUUCUCUCAGAUUCGACUGAUGAAGACUUGGAUGUUGCAGAGGUUGGAAUCCGCUCAGCAAUCGAGAGUGUUCAAGAGCUGGGUGAGAAGAAAUAUGGUCGAUCUUAUCAGGGUGAUCCCUUGUUCCGUCUGGAGCGCAUUUAUAUCCGAUACCUCAGCGAAAGUGGUAGUUGGGACAGUGCUCGUGAGACCUUCAAGGGUCUUGUGGCUCGCCGUGGCAAUAGCUAUGAAUUCUGGCUUACUUAUUACUCUUGGGAGCUUAUCUCUUGGAGCAAGUUUGUUCAGGGCGAGGCGACGGUGGAUGCCGCAAGACGUACCCCUACGCCCAGCUAUGCCACUGCUGUUUUGAAACAAGCCAUCGCGCGAACUGACCUCGACUGGCCCGAAAAGAUUGUGCAGACCUACCUUGCCCACUGUGAAGACUAUGCAGAUUCGGAUGAGCUGCAACUUGCUGUCAUUGAAACUCGCAAGGCCAUGAGGGCUGUAACUUCUCGAAGGGAGAGAGAGGCCCAUGAGGCCCACGAGGCUGCGACAGCACAGCAGCAGCAGUUGAACGCUGCUGUCGAGGCAACUUCGUCAUCGGAAAAGAGAAAACGGGAGGAUGAGGCAGACACCAAUGGUGAGCCUGAUAGCAAAAAGACCCGCAGCGAGGAGACUUCUCCAGAGAUCAAGGAAGAACCAUCAGAAGUUCGCCGUGAUCGGGAGCACUCAUCUGUGGUGGUCAAAAACUUGCCGAAAGAAACAUCUGAACAUCAAGUGCGCCAGUUUUUCAGACAUAUUGGUACCAUCAAUGGCGUCAAGAUGCUCGCUGGAGAGGAUGGAAACUGCGAGGUUGCGAAGAUCGAAUUCGACAGCAAAGAGGAAGCCCUUAGUGCCUUGACCCGCGAUCAAAAGUUGUUUGGGGAUAACACCAUCGAUGUCGAAUCCGAUGCCGAGUCGACUCUGUUUGUUGCCAACUUUCCCCCAACUGCAGAUGAUCAAUAUUUCCAUGAUCUCUUUGGCAAAUAUGGUCGUAUCGUUGAAGUGCGCUGGCCUUCACUCAAGUAUCAGACAAGUCGACGAUUCUGCUAUAUCCAGUUCGCUUCUUCCAGUGCUGCCCACGAGGCCACUGAAUUAGAUGGAUCCCCCAUCGGCAAGCUCAAUCUUGUCGCCAAAAUCUCGGACCCAGCGCAGAAGCAAAAGCGUGGCGGAGCACUCGAAGAAGGCCGUGAGAUUUUCUGCACAAACUUGUCCUUCAGACUGGAUGAGGAAGAUCUUCGGAAGGCCUUUUCGAAAUACGGCACAAUUGAGAAUAUCACCCUACCAUGCAAGGUUGAUGGUGGCUUCAAAGGCUACGGCUUUGUGGUUUUCUCCACUAAGGAGGAGGCAACUGCAGCACUUGCAAUGGAUGGCGAAACUCUCAAGUCUCGCCCAAUUCGGGUUCUACCCAGUACCCAGGGCGGUGCUAAGCGCAUCACCAGCACCAUUAUCUCGCGCGUUGCUAACUCAGCCUCACCAACUCCAGAGUCUAAUGGCGCCAACCUCGUGGAGACAGUUGGUGAUCGUUGGGACCGUACACUUGCAUUGAUGAAUGUUCCCGACACUGUCAAUGAUGCUCGUAUCCGUGCCCUGGUUGAACCAUUAGGUCGACUCGUCAAGAUCAUUCUUCGACCGGAUCAUCAAGGUGCCAUUGUUGAGUUUGUCGAUGUCCAGGAUGCCGGCAAGGCUACUUUGGCACUCGAGGGCAAAGAAAUUAUUUCAGGUCGGCCACUCCAUAUCGGCACGGUGGAAGAUAUGAAAAAGCUACAGGCUGAGCACAAGACGACUCGAAUCACUUCGAGCAAACCUGCGAAACCCAAGACCGCCAUCCAACCUGCGGCACCUAUUCGGCGCCCCCAACAACCUGGGUCCCGCGGAGGUCGUCGAGCCGGACUGGGAGUGAAACGAGCAGCUGUUCCCAGUACCGGCAAUGAGCCCGUCAAGGACGGCGAUAAUAUGGACACUACGGCCGAUGGUGAGCGUCCACCUAAAAAGAGCAAUAAUGAUUUCCGAGCGAUGUUGCAACAAAAGCGCACCGAGUGA